ACCGUUCUGUAAACGUUCUUCUUUUUCACACUGUCACACGCUUGGAAAAAGCAGAAACCUUCCUCUCUCUUUCUCUUUCUCUAUCCAUCGUUGUUGAAAAUUCUCCUGUUCUUGUGUGUUACAGAUUUCUGGUAGCUAUUUGUGUUUGGUAUCCAUGGAUUUUUCUUGAAAGCGAAGCGAAGAAUUUCUCUGUCGUCUCUUAUACCCAACGGAGGUGAAUCGUAAUUGACGCGAGAACAGAGAGAAAAGUGAACUCCGACCCCACAAUCUCACAUCCGAUUCUUAUCUUCUGGUCGAUUAUUUUGCGUUUUUCUUUGUUAUAGCUUGCAACGAUGUCCCGAUUAUUCAGUGAUCGGUCACGAGGAAGCUCCCGAAGGCAUGGUUCGAGUUCGAGCUCAGUGAUACACGACACAACAACUAUCACUACUUCCGCCGCCGCGGCCUCCACCAGCGCCGCUACAACCUCAAUAACCAUGCCGGUUUAUCCGAUUGACGAGAUCCCCUCGCCGUUUGGCGAUUUAGGCUUGCAACUGUCGGAGUCGGAGCUCCGAGUAACCGCGUACGAGAUCUUGAUUGGAUCUUGCCGGAGCACCGGCGGUAAACCGUUAACUUAUAUUUCGCAGUCGGAGAAGGGAGUUGAUCGGUCUGCGUCGUUGUCGACGGCGACGUCGCUGCAUCGGUCGAUAACGUCGACGGCUGUGAGCAAAUUUAAGAAGGCGCUAGGGCUGAAAUCAUCAUCAUCGGCGAGGAAGAGGAUAAUCGGAGGCGAUGAGUCAGCGAAUCAAGGUCGAGCGACUUCGGGAUUGACGGUAGGGGAGUUAAUAAGGAUUCAGAUGAGAAUUUCGGAACAGGUUGAUUCGAGAAUUAGAAGGGCGCUGUUGAGGAUCACUGCUGGACAGCUUGGAAGGCGGAUAGAGUCGAUGGUUCUGCCGCUCGAGCUGUUUCAACAGCUUAAGGCUUUGGACUUCCAAAAUAAUGAAGAACACAUGGCUUGGCAAAGGCGUUAUUUGAAGGUUCUUGAGAUAGGACUUCUAUUGCAUCCUCGCUUGCCAUUAGAAAAGGCAGACGACGCUCCGAAACGUUUUCGACAGAUUGUUCGUGGUGCUAUGGAGAAACCCAUUGAUGCAGGAAGAAACUUUGAAAUUAUCCAAGACCUUCGAAGUAUCGUGUUGUCUCUUGCUUGUAGAUCAUUUGGCGAGUCUGUUCCGGGCAUGUGCCAUUGGGCAGAUGGGUUCCCUUUGAAUCUCAGGCUCUACCAAACUCUUUUAGAAGCUUGUUUUGAUGCUAAUGAUGCAACUUCUAUCAUUGAAGAGGUUGAUGAGGUCUUGGAACAUGUUAAGAAAACUUGGGUUGUGCUUGGCAUGAACCAGAUGCUGCAUAAUCUUUGUUUCUCGUGGGUUUUAUUCAAUCGUUACGUUGCCACGGGGCAAGUGGGAAGUGACUUGCUAUCUGCAUCCAAAAGCCUGUUGGCCGAAGUUGAAGACGACGUCGAGUCCUACAAGGAUCCUAUUUACUCGAGAAUCCUGAGCACUACUCUUAGUUCGAUUUUGGUUUCAACGGAGAGAAAGCUUCUUGCAUACCGCAACGAUUUUCACAGUGACAACAUUGAGUGUAUGCAAAGCCUGGUCUCUAUUGCAGUAUUGUCAUCUGAGUUACUGCAAAAUAACCAACACGAUUGGAAGACGAUCGAAGUUGACGUGGCGUAUAACAAAGUCGAUAACUAUAUAAGAUCAUCACUUCGAACUGCUUUUUCCAAGAAAAUGGAGAAGGUUAAAUCAACCAUUAAAAACCUGAAAAAUCCACCUCAUGUUCUUUCUGUCCUUGCUCAAGAGGUGAGCGAACUGGCUUUCGAUGAGAAGGCAAUGUUUAGUCCAAUAUUCAAGGAAUGGCACCCUCAUGCGGCAGGAGUAGCCGUUUCAACGAUCCAUUCUUGUUACGGCAAGGAACUGAAGAAAUUCAUUUCGGGUAUUGAUGAACUGACGCCGAAUGCUAUUGAAGUGCUCAAUGCAGCUGAUAAAUUGGAGAAAGAUCUCGUGCAGAUUGCAGUCGGAGAUUCAGUAGACAGUGAAGAUGGUGGGAAGUCCAUAAUACGAGAGAUGCCUCCUUACGAAGCUGAAACGCUAAUUUCCGACCUCGUAAAGACGUGGAUCAGUACGAGAGUGGACAGACUAAAGGAAUGGAUUGGUAGAUUCCUUCAACAAGAGGUAUGGAAUCCACGUGCAAACAAAGAGCACGUCGCUCCUUCUGUCGUUGAAGUUUUACGAAUAGUCGAUGAAAGCUUUGAAGCUUUCUUUUUGUUGUCAAUUCCACAACACGCAUCAUUGCUUCCUGAUUUAAUGACUGGUCUUGACAAAUGUUUGCAACAGUACAUACUUAAGGCAAAAUCUGGCUGCGGAUCCAGAAGUACCUAUAUUCCUGCUCUGCCUGCUUUAACUAGAUGUUCGAAAGGAUCAAAGUUCGGCGUAUUCAAAAAGAAGGAAAAGUUGCAAGCGGGUCAGGGGAGGACCCAGUUCGGGAUCACGAAUGCCAAUAACUCCUUGUCAAUCCCCCAGCUAUGCGUUUGUAUUAAUUCGUUGCACCAUAUACGGACCGAGCUGGAAGUCCAAGAAAGAAGGGCAGUUGCUCGUCUUAAGAAUCUCGAGCCUCAGUACACAGAUGCUGUUAGGAACCUAGCUGGGAAAUGGUUUGAGCUUUCGGCAGCUCUGUGUGUGGAAGGGAUAAAGCAACUAAGUGAAGCAACUGCAUACAAAGUUGUAUUCCACGAUCUCAGUCAGUUUUUAUGGGAUGGCUUAUAUAUUGGGGAGGUUGUAUCUUCAAGGAUUGAGCCAUUCCUUCAGGAGCUUGAGCAAUACCUAGAAACCAUUUCAUCAACUGUUGUCCAUGACAGAGUCAGAACACGGGUGAUAACCGACAUGAUGAAAGCCUCUUUCGAUGGUUUCCUAUUAGUUCUACUUGCUGGAGGUCCAUCCCGUGCUUUUGUUAAGCAAGAUUCGGAAAUGAUCGAGGAAGACUUUAAGUUUCUAACAGAUCUCUUUUGGUCCAAUGGUGAUGGGCUUCCUGCUGAUUUGAUUAGUAAACAUUCAGGCAUUGUUAACGGAGUUAUCGAUCUGUUUCGUUCAGACUCCGAAAGUCUGAUCGAGCAGUUCAAAUAUGUGAUGGUGGAGUCGCAUGGUGUGCAAGCUAAAUCCAGGCUUCCUUUGCCUCCAACUUCUGGUCAUUGGGAACCAACCGAGCCGAAUACACUACUCCGUGUCUUGUGCUAUCGCAACGAUGAGAUAGCUGCAAAGUUCCUCAAGAAGACUUACAAUUUGCCCAAAAAACUAUAACCAACUUGCCAACCAUGCCUCACCCCGACCAUAUGAUAUAUUGUACAUAGUAGGAUGCUUCGUGCCAAUUGUGGCGACAAAUUACGACUCCGUGCAUCGAAAUUUAUGGUCUUCAGAGAGAGCAUUCUUGCACGAUACCGUCGUGUUCUCGUGGGAUAGUGCAGUUGUUCUUCGACUGGAUCUUAUAGGAUGGUUAUGUUGAAUCAAUCAGCUUUUGUCGCUUUCUCGCAUCUACGGUCACGGUUCGAGUAACACAGCCUCUUUUAUACAUAGUUAGGUACAAGGAAAACGUACGCAUCAUACAGAGGCUUCCUUUUACCAUCUGAUUAUGACAGAGACUUCUUUCAACAUACAAUACCACACUGUAAGGAAUCACAAACUACAGGUUUUUCUUCUUUUGACUGCUGUUAAUAAUCUGAUCUGAUGAUUUUCUUGACCUCUUCUUACCCUGUUUUUUUACUACUGAUUGGUGUGUAUGUUUUGUCUUAUGAGUUCUUAGUUAUUUAUUGAUUUAGCCUUGUAAUUUUGUAGAAGAAUGAGAAAGGCAGUUAUUGCAUUUUGGCCUCAA
This is a messenger RNA of Cucurbita moschata (crookneck pumpkin), 3894 nucleotides long. RefSeq lists its product as uncharacterized. Lineage: Eukaryota; Viridiplantae; Streptophyta; Magnoliopsida; Cucurbitales; Cucurbitaceae. The record is from RefSeq and is a predicted model, not a curated record. Bases 333 to 3326 code for a protein of 997 amino acids. The transcript is spliced from 5 exons.